Molecule: messenger RNA, 5530 nt
Organism: Entelurus aequoreus (snake pipefish)
Lineage: Eukaryota; Metazoa; Chordata; Actinopteri; Syngnathiformes; Syngnathidae
Product: palmitoyltransferase ZDHHC5-A-like
Exons: 12
Coding region: 1658-3796 (712 amino acids)
Biological process (GO): protein palmitoylation
Molecular function (GO): palmitoyltransferase activity
Source: RefSeq, a predicted model, not a curated record
GCCGUCCAAUCAGGGCUCUUCUAUUGUGCCACGUGUUCGCUGACGUCACAGAGAAAAAUGUCUUCCUCUUACCAAGCUGUCCGCUGCUAUUAAGGUUUACGUGAGGAAUAAACAAACCCGAAUGGUGGCCGGCGCUACUGUCAUUUUGAACGAUGAAGUUGAGACGUGUUGUGAUUCUUCACGGCGUCCAACUCGUCACCACAUUUUAAAAAGAUAGCAAUCACCCCAGCUGCGGUGACAGCUGACUAGCAGCAACCAUGGCUUCCGUGUGACAAGGAGAAGGUUUGCCGCCCACAUUUCAUCCCUGGUUAGUGACCUCGGCCGUGGACGUUAAUGGAUGCUCUGUCACUUCUGGGACUUUAACGCACCUUUGGGCCAUUCAGGAAACAGGUGCAGUUAUCCUCAUCAUCCCUCAAACUGGAAUUAAUUGGAUACAUUUAUUUUUUAUUUUUUUUGUACUUUCAACCUCAAGUUUCAGCUGGAUAAACAAAUCCAAGAUUUCUGAUCUUCAACUCGAAAAGAGCACUGAUAAUUUUUGCUUCAACGAAUAUUUAUAAAAAUAGCCUUCAAUAUUUCUGUGAUCUAAGUUUUUAUAAUCAUAGUUUUAACCUAAAAUGUAUUAACUUUUUUUUUUUUUAACGAUUGUGACUUGCUGUACUGAAGUGAAAAAACUAUUGAAACUAGAAACUAUUGACUAACAGCAGCACAAUUUCCCCAAUGAAGAAACUUAAGAUGGACAAUUGUUUCUAUUUAUUAUAAUUUUAGUCCUCCUUGGAUUAAAACCUUUUUGGAAUUUCUUGUCCCUCAAAUCAAACUGACAUGGAUACCCCUGGAUUUUAUUGUGUAUUUUGCUUUUUCAAGUCCAACACCAUCAACUGUUGGUUUUUGUCCAUCGCAGACCUGGUGCAGCUCACAGGUCAGGUGCUCUAAAUCAAGCGAUGCCCACACGUAAGAAAACAAAGUUCCCCCAGUGGUGCAUUUACAGACUGUUGUGCCGAAUAUGAACGUUGGACGAAAAACAAGUUCUCUUUUUUAUUUGUCCUCACACAGCAACCGUAGUUGAAUCAAUCUCUAUCCUGUCAAAUACAAAAAAGUACAUUUUGAAAGAACUUCAAGAUUGACUUCAAAGCAAAAGCAACUCACGAAGGAAGGAAAAAUGGACUAGUCAGAAUAAUUCAUGUUUUUUUAACUCUCGUGCUUUGCGCUAACUCCCUUAUUUGACUUAUGUUUGAAGAAACUAUACCGUUUUUUAAAUAUAAUUUGAUCUUAAAUGUCUUUCAAAAUUGAUCAAGUCAGCUUUUUCACUGUAUUUACAGAAAAUUCUAAUUUUCUCUUUUUGGCUUCAGUGAAGGAGGACUACAUUUCCUGAAGUUUAAAGUCCUCUCUGGAAAUGCAUUUUCUAAGUACAUCUCCUUUUUGACAGAAGCAAAUACUUUAAACCUGGAACAACUUUUUUUUUUACAAUGGCUCAGGAUCUACAUGAGGAUUUUUGCAAAAGAUUUCAGCUGACCCCACAUAGACCGUUCCAUCAAUCCAUCAUCCUGACACCAGAAUCCCACAUAGAAUGCCACUAGCGACGUUUGUCUCCAGAAUGGCGAUUCCCUCGGCAUCGCAGCUAAGCUGAGGCCCGAGCGCAUCACUGCGUGCACAGGAAGUGAUGCCAGGUGGCAGUAAUCGAAAUGAAGGGCGGGGUCCAUCCUCCUCUCCCCUGCCCCAUGCUGUGGUCCUAUCCACCAGGCCCUUGCGACCUUCACGGUACAUCCCCGUAUCAGCAGCUACCUUCUUCCUGGUUGGCUCAACCACCCUGUUUUUCUGUUUCACUUGCCCGUGGCUCUCAGAGCGUUUCUCAGCAGCCGUACCCAUUUAUAAUGGCGUCAUCUUCCUCUUUGUCUUGGCUAACUUCUGUAUGGCCACAUUCAUGGACCCAGGCAUCUUUCCAAGAGCUGAGGAGGAUGAGGACAAAGAGGACGACUUUCGCGCCCCUCUUUAUAAAACCGUGCAGAUAAGGGGGAUCCAGGUCAGGAUGAAAUGGUGUUCAACGUGUCGCUUCUACAGGCCGCCACGCUGUUCCCACUGCUCUGUCUGUGACAAUUGUGUGGAGGACUUUGACCAUCACUGUCCAUGGGUCAACAACUGCAUCGGCAGGAGGAACUACAGAUACUUCUUCCUCUUCCUCCUUUCCCUGACGGCCCACAUCAUGGCCGUGUUUGGCUUUGGGCUACUCUUCCUCUUCUAUCAUCACCAGUACAUCAGCCGCCUGCAUGCGAUCGUCACGCUGGCUGUAAUGUGUGUUGCUGGCCUGUUCUUCAUUCCAGUUGCUGGCCUCACUGGUUUUCACAUUGUGCUUGUGGCAAGGGGCAGAACUACUAAUGAGCAGGUCACUGGCAAGUUUAGAGGAGGAGUUAAUCCUUUUACAAAUGGCUGUUGGAAGAACGUCACUCGUGUUCUCUGCAGUUCGCAAGCACCCAGAUAUUUGACCAGAAAGAAGUGUGUGCCGAGAGUGUGUGUCCAGCCUCCAUUUCUUCAGCCACAGCUCUCUGACACUCAGCUCACAGCUAAGAUCCUGGACAAUGGCCUUAGAGGAAAUCUUCAUCGGUCCAAGUCCAGUCUGGAUAUGCAAGAAAGUCAGUCAUGUGACGCUGAGCCGCCACCUCCCAAACCAGAGCUUCACUACCUUGGCAUCACCAGGCGAAACACGCACGAUUACAAUCUAGUAAACAAAGUACCUCCCACCCCCACGAUGUAUAAAUACAGACCCUCCUACAGCCCUGGAAAGAACCACACCCCCCUCACCCACGCGUAUGCAAACCAGUUGAGUCAAAGAGAGCGAGCCAACAGCAGUCGGGACUCUUCCUCCUCCACUUCCUCCCUGGUUCAGGCCAGCCAGCAGCCUGGGUUCCGCUCCCAGCCGAGUCUGGACAGCAGGGACAGCUCGUCUGUCAGAGGAGGCGCUGACAGCGAGAGAAAAGACGGCGUCGAGGGAGGCGCUCCCGCCUACUCUCUGGCCGGCCGCUCCUACCCUUCAUUUCCCGACCCUGCCGUCCUAUCAGGAGUGGUCUCCCAGUCCUCCUGCUCCAUGCACACCUCAGCCGGUGCUGCCCACAUCUCUGAAUCCAACACUACCUCCAGCAGCUUCAAGAGCUUAGCCAAUCACACGCCUCCCCCUCAUCACCCCGCACCUAACGGCAGCCUGUCAUGUGACAGCUUAAUGGCCGCGGGGGAGGUUUGUCCGGCGGGAGGCGGCGGCUACGUGUCGUCCUUCGUGUCUUCACACCGCAGAGAUGUGGACGUGCAUUCUCAGUCUCCUCAACGCCAUCACGCCCUCCUCCAUCGCUCCACCUCCUCCACCUGCUACUCCCCUGAGAGGGAGCGUCAUAUGGCGGACCCUCACAGAAAUGUUCACCCACUUCCUGUCUGUCAAGCGUCUGUCCCUCCUCCUGUGCCACAUCCUCCUCACCACCACCAUCACCACCAUCAUCAUCAUCACCAUUCCUCAUCUCGCUACAUGGCGCCUCACCUGCCCCACCACGCCUUCCCACACCGCACUCGCUCCACAGACACCCCCCCAUCAUCAUCUUCCACAAAUUACCCCUCCCUCUCAUCACACCCGCCGCCUCUCGGCAAGUCCCUGUCUUACUCGAGCGCCGCCGCCGCCGAAAUGCAGUACCGGCUAAUCCGAAAGGCUUCAUCGGCAGCUGGGGCAAAUGCGGCCGGACCAGCGGGAGGAAGCGGAGGGACGAUGGGGGGGGCAUCAGCACCAAAGGUUGAGUUGGACCAAAUCGAACUGCUUAGUUGAAAAUGGCAGUCGGCCAUUUUCUUCUCCUUUCUCUCCCAGUCAACACGUCGCGCGGUGCGGCGGAUCUCCUCUCAGCAAAGGAGUGGUCAGGUAUCACCUGUGACAUUUCUGUCUUGUUUGCAGCGCCAUCUUCAGGGUGUGAAAGGAAACCUGUCAAUCUCAGCUUUCUGAUUGGCUGUUGAUAACCUGUGAAGUGGUGUUUAUGUACACCGUGGACUGAAUAGCACCACACUUGUUUGGGUUUUAGUUUCAAAAAAUGCUCAUUUGAGCCGGCAGGACCCGCAACUGACUUGUUGAUGUGUAUUUGAAUGAGAAGUACGGCACUUUAUUGCUAAAACUACUCUUGUUUGGUUGUUUCUGCCCAACAUUAAUGGUCAAUAUUCACACUCCAGACAAGAACCUUUUUUGCAAUCAUUCAUCGUCAAAAGCCAGUUUGAAAGAAACUAAAUACAUCCCAUAAUAACACAGAGAGAAUAAUUCCACCCAAUCAGUGCCAUUAGCUUGUUGUAACUCUCCAACUUAAAUUAUUUAAUUUUUUUCAACUCUAACUUUGAUAACACAAAACCCAAAAUCAGUGAAAUUGGCACGUUGUGUAAUUCGUAAAUAAAAACAGAAUACAAUGAUUCGAAAAUCCUUUUCAACUUAUAUUCAACUGAAUAGACUGUCCUCUUUGGUCCAGAGGACACAACGUCCACAGUUUCCAAAACAAUUUGAAAUGUUGACUCGUCAGACCACAGAACACGUUUACACUUUACAUCAGUCCAUCUUAGAUGAGCUCGGGCCCAGCGAAGCCUGCUGCGUUUCUGGGUGUUGUUGAUCAAUGGCUUUCGCUUUGCAUAGUAGAGUUUUAACUUGCACUUACAGAUGUCAGGACGAACUGUAGUUACUGACAGUGGUUUUUUGAAGUGUUCCUGAGCCCAUGUGGUGAUAUCCUUUACACACAGAUGUGGGUUUUUGAUGCAGUACCGCCUGAGGGAUCGAAGGUCACGGGCUUAGCCGCUUACAUGCAGUGAUUUCUCCAGAUUCUCUGAACCUUCUGAUGAUAUUACAGACCGUAGAUGGUGAAAUCCCUUAAAGUUCUUGCGAUAGCUGGCUGAGAAAUGUUGUUCUUAAACUAUUGGACAAUUUGAUCACGCAUUUGUUCACAAAGUGGUGACUCUCGCCCCAUCUUUGUUUGUGAAUGACUGAGCAUUUCAUGGAAGCUGCUUUUAUACCCAAUCAUGGCACCCACCUGUUCCCAAUUAGCCUGUUUACCUGUGGGAUGUUCCAAAUAAGUGUUUGAUGAGAAUUCCUCAACUUUCUCAGUCUUUUUUGCCACUUGUGCCAGCUUUUUUGAAACAUGUUGCAGGCAUCAAAUUCUAAAUAAGCUAAUAUUUGCAAACAAUAACGUUUUUCAGUUCAAACAUAAAAUAUCUUGUCUUUGCAGUCUAUUCAAUUGAAUAUAAGUUGAAAAGGAUUAGAAAAUCAUUGUAUUCUGUUUUUUCUACCAUUUACACAACGUGCAAACUUCACUGGUUUUGGCACAAAUCAGGAAACUUUUAUUUUAUUUUGAAAAAAGGUUGACUUAUUUGAGUAAAAGGAGUGAGUUGUUGGCAAAGGCAUGACAUAUAAUAACAUUUAUGCUAACGGCAUGUUGACACUGAGCACAUUAAAGACAUUCAACUAAAAGUUGUAUUUUAAAAAUAAACCUAAAUAGGACUGUUAUUUUAACCCCUCAGUCAUAGUUUACUUAUU